This is a messenger RNA of Emys orbicularis (European pond turtle), 303 nucleotides long. Its product is annotated as C-C motif chemokine 20-like. Gene Ontology annotation, cellular component: extracellular region. Gene Ontology annotation, biological process: immune response. The transcript has 4 exons. The record is from RefSeq and is a predicted model, not a curated record. Gene Ontology annotation, molecular function: chemokine activity. NCBI's taxonomy places the organism in Eukaryota, Metazoa, Chordata, Testudines, Emydidae. Bases 1 to 303 code for a protein of 100 amino acids.
AUGACCAACUUUAUCAGCAGAAGCUUGAUCCUGGCUUCUUUGAUGGGGCUGCUGCUGUUGUACCUGUCUGGCACUUCUGAAGCACAAAACAACCAAGAUUGCUGCCUCUCUUACUCCACAGUACGGCUGCCUCGAGGAGUCAUAAAGGGCUACACAGAACAGCUAUCCAGUGAAGUCUGCGACAUCAGUGCUAUCAUUUUUCACACAAAGAAUGGAAUGAAAGCUUGUGCAAAUCCAGAAGACCGCUGGGUGAAGAAGCAUCUUCUUUGGCUGAGCCAUAAACUCAAGAAGAUGUCACUGUAA